Harpegnathos saltator (Jerdon's jumping ant) is the source of this 1693-nucleotide messenger RNA. RefSeq names its product rRNA 2'-O-methyltransferase fibrillarin (gene Fib). Gene Ontology annotation, biological process: rRNA methylation; box C/D sno(s)RNA 3'-end processing. The transcript is spliced from 5 exons. NCBI's taxonomy places the organism in Eukaryota, Metazoa, Arthropoda, Insecta, Hymenoptera, Formicidae. Bases 1 to 945 code for a protein of 314 amino acids. The record is from RefSeq and is a predicted model, not a curated record. Gene Ontology annotation, molecular function: histone H2AQ104 methyltransferase activity; rRNA methyltransferase activity; RNA binding. Gene Ontology annotation, cellular component: nucleolus; Cajal body; box C/D methylation guide snoRNP complex.
AUGGGCAAACCAGGAUUUGUGCCACCCUUUAGAGGACGAGGAGGAAGAGGAGGAGAUCGUGGAGGCGGUCGAGGUGGAGGUUUUGGAAGUCGAGGUGGAGGUUUUGCAGGUCGAGGUGGUGGCGGAGGCCGUGGUGGUAGAGGUGGGGGAAGAGGUGCUCCACGUGGAGGUCGAGGUGGUCGUGGGGCAUCACGUGGAGGACGUGGAGGUUUGAAAGGUGGGAAGACUGUAGUAAUAGAGCCACAUCGUCACGAAGGUGUGUUUAUAGCUAGAGGUAAAGAAGAUGUGUUGGUGACUCUGAAUUUUGCACCUGGAUCAGAUGUAUAUGGCGAGAAGAGAAUCACUGUUGAGGAUGAUAAGGGCGAAAAGAUUGAAUAUAGAGUAUGGAAUCCGUUCAGAUCCAAAUUGGCUGCUGCUAUUCUUGGUGGUAUCGAUCACAUUCACAUGAAACCAGGAAGCAAAGUACUGUAUCUAGGUGCUGCUUCUGGGACUUCCGUGUCUCAUGUUGCUGACAUAGUUGGUCCAGAGGGCAUGGUAUACGCGGUGGAAUUUUCCCACAGGUCGGGUAGAGAUCUGAUAAACGUUGCUAAGAAGAGGACCAAUAUCAUUCCCAUUGUUGAGGACGCGAGACACCCUCAGAAGUACAGGAUGCUUGUAGGAAUGGUAGACACCAUAUUCUCAGAUGUGGCGCAGCCAGAUCAGGCCAGAAUAGUUGCAUUGAAUGCACAGUACUUCCUCAAGAAUGGCGGGCGCUUCGUUAUUUCCAUUAAGGCAAGUUGUAUAGACUCGACCGCAGAACCUUCGGUAGUAUUCGCAGCGGAGGUGAAAAAACUUCUUGCAGAAAAUAUGAAGCCGAAGGAGCAAAUUACUCUUGAGCCGUAUGAGCGUGACCACGCCGUCGUUAACGGCAUAUACAGGCCAACGCCAGGCAAAAAGGAAACCUAGGAUAAUGUAUAUAUAGUUAAUGUAUAAUUACUAAGUAAAUAUAUGUGUAAUUCUCUUAUAUCAUUUGAACAUGAAUUACAUGUUAGUAUUCAAUUUUCAGCUAUUUUCGAUCCGAAACACCGUUUCGCUCUCGCAAACCAAAACAAAUGUAGAAAUUUUCUAUUUUAACAUUAAAAUUCUAAUAAAUAGCGGAAUAAUUUGUAAUAUAAUGUAAAUGCGAAAACGCACGCAUGCAUGUGUGCAUGCAUGUAUUUGUCACGAAUUCAGAUAUUUUGUAAUGCGAGAGCACAGUUAAUUCCAUUGAUACAGUACCUGCCAAUUUGUAUUCAAAAAUUUCAUAAACUAACGAAAACAAUUCGCUAACAAUUAUGAUGAAGUGUUGUUUGAUUUAUAUUUUCAUACGAGAAUAUGAGAGGAAAGAAGUGAGAAAUCGAUAUGUACCGUGCAUGUGAUAUUUUGAGCGAUAUUACGUUAUGAGAAUAUACGCAAACGAUAAUCACAUCGUAAUAUGUAUGAACAUAAUGAUAGAAAAUACUUUUAAUAAAUAUCAAAUAGUUCUGUCAUCAUAAAAUGGAAUUCUUUCUUUCAUAACGACGCUGUGGGACAAUAUUCUGUUUUCCAUCUUGUUUGCUUGAAUUUACUAUAAUGUGUAAUAAGCGCAAUUGCAACGAUAGAUGCGUCAUAUUUUUUCACGAACGCAUUGAACAUUUUAUGUAUUGAUACGUAUUAAAUACAGACCAGAGAUGAA